AUGGAGAGAAAUGAUUUUAGAAUAAUUAAAUUUGAUUGGGAGAAUUUAAUUAAUGCUAUGAGUGGCACGUCGAUUGACACCUUUGGGAAAGUACAGUUUCAUUCAGGUGAAAUUAGUUCAUGUCAGCUUUUAGAGACUCAAAUAUUUAAGCUUGUCAUUACCAAUGGAAACGGUUACGGUUGA
Molecule: messenger RNA, 183 nt
Organism: Clunio marinus
Lineage: Eukaryota; Metazoa; Arthropoda; Insecta; Diptera; Chironomidae
Source: the annotation of a GenBank genome assembly